This is a messenger RNA of Rotaria sordida, 684 nucleotides long. The record is from the annotation of a GenBank genome assembly. Lineage: Eukaryota; Metazoa; Rotifera; Eurotatoria; Philodinida; Philodinidae.
AUGUCUGGCGUCAGUUUAAACUAUCAUACUUCUUUAUCAGUUGAUCAGUCAUCAAUAUAUCAUUCUCAACAUAAUCAUUCACCACAACAAUAUUAUUAUCAAUCAAUUCAACAACAACAACAACCAUCUCAUUUUUAUCCAUAUCAAUCUUCAUUAUCAUUAACAAAUACAUCUUCAAAUUCUAAUGAUCAUCAACAAAAAUCUACUAAACGUUCACUUCCAUUAUCAAGAGAUGAUUCAAUUAAAAAAAAAUUUGAAUGGAAUGAACUUGAAGUAACUGGUAAUGUUAGAAAUUUAUCACCAACAUUAUGGACAUUAUCACAGUUAACUGUUUUAUAUUUGAAUGACAAUCAAUUAACACGAUUACCAUCUGAAAUAGCUUGUUUAGCUAAUCUAGUCACACUCGAUCUAUCAAAUAAUAAAUUGAGAAAUCUUCCGUCAGAAAUCGGUGAUCUAAUUACAUUGCGUGAAUUAAAUUUAACAAAUAAUUCUAUUCGAAAUUUACCUUAUGAAAUAGGUAAAUUAUUUCGUUUACAAAGUUUAGGACUAUUGGGAAAUCCAUUACCAAAUGAAAUUUUUGCAAUUUAUACUGAAUCAAAUGGUUUACAAAAAUUAUUAGCUUAUUUUCUUGAUAAUUUUUCGACAUCUCUCAAUGACAAUCACCAUAUACAAAAUAGAAGUUAA